AUGCAGCUUAUGGCAAAGUUGGCCAAAAAGGUGCGGCUCGGUGGGCUCAAAGCUCUGUAUCAGAGGCCUCGCCGCCGGCUUCUCGGGUAUCAGAAAGUGCAGCUUUCUUCUGCGGUUUAUUCGUCGCUGGUGCGGCCGCCGGCCGGUCAUUUUCCAGUGUAUGUUGGGGAAGAGAGAGAAAGAUUUGUGAUUCCGACGGCUUUUCUCUCUCAUCCAUUGUUCAGUGCGUUGCUGGAGAAGGCGUAUCAGGAGUAUGGAUUCAAGCAAGUUAAUGGGUUGAGGCUUCCUUGUAAUGUUUCUGUGUUUAUGCAUGUGGUGUCUGCGGUUGAGAAGUCUGGUGGUCAACUUGAUGUUGAGAAGAUCACGGGAGAACAUGACUUCUGGUAA
Messenger RNA from Phalaenopsis equestris, 387 nucleotides. Its product is annotated as auxin-induced protein 6B-like. Bases 1 to 387 code for a protein of 128 amino acids. The transcript has a single exon. Lineage: Eukaryota; Viridiplantae; Streptophyta; Magnoliopsida; Asparagales; Orchidaceae. The record is from RefSeq and is a predicted model, not a curated record. Gene Ontology annotation, biological process: response to auxin.